Messenger RNA from Theileria equi strain WA, 1548 nucleotides. Its product is annotated as snoRNA binding domain containing protein. The record is from RefSeq and is a predicted model, not a curated record. The transcript has a single exon. Lineage: Eukaryota; Apicomplexa; Aconoidasida; Piroplasmida; Theileriidae. Gene Ontology annotation, cellular component: box C/D methylation guide snoRNP complex; small-subunit processome. Gene Ontology annotation, molecular function: snoRNA binding. Bases 1 to 1548 code for a protein of 515 amino acids.
AUGACUAAAACAUACUUGUUAUUCGAGACAGCGGCCGGUUAUGGUCUCUAUCAGGUGGAUAAUUGGGACCAAAUCGGCCAUGAUGCCUCCUUGGAAGAGAUGAUGUUGAGUCAAGACAAGUUUACAGCAACGGUAAAGUUUAAGGCGUUCCAGCCUUUUGGAACCGCCUCUGAAGCCCUAGAAAAUAUGAGAAGUUUAAUAGAAGGCCAAGUUACAGUGCUAUUGUCAUCGUUUUUGAGUCAGAAUCUACCAAAGAAGGAAUCAGAUUAUUCUUUGGCCGUAGUAGAUGCAACUUUGGGAAAGAGUUUGUCGCAAAAGGGUUUUAAAGUUAUUUAUGACUCAAACGUACUGGAACUUAUAAGAGGAUGUAGACUUUAUGAAACAAAUAGGUUGACAAAGUUGGCCUCUGGCGGUACUACAUUCGAUAUGCACAACUUCCAAAUAGGUCUGGGACACAGCUAUAGCAGAAGCAAACUUAAAUUCGACCCUGCAAAACAGGAUAAACCAAUCAUAAAUUCAGUGGCACUGCUUGACUCUUUAACCAAGAACUUAAAUGCCUUCUUUAUGAGAGCCCGUGAGUGGUAUGGCUGGCAUUUCCCAGAGCUAUAUCAAAUCGUUAGUGACAAUGUGAAAUUUUGUCAAGUUUUAAAGGCCAUAAAGAAAAAGGAACAGUAUAAUUUUGAUGAUCUUGAGGAACUAACAAAUAUAACAGGAAGCGAAGAAAUUGCCUUGUCAAUCAAAAAGGCUUCUAGGCAGUCGAUCGGACACGAACUGACCGAUUCUGAUAUGCUGAAUAUUGAAAGUUUUGCCGAUCAAGUCAUCAAGCUUGACAAAAUGAAGAACAACCUGAGUGAAUACUUGGAUACAAAGGUAUCUCUCGUUGCACCAAACCUCAAUACCAUUGUUGGACCUGUGGUUUCAGGCAGACUCAUUAGUCAUGCAGGCUCCCUUGUUAAUCUUGCAAAGGCUCCCGCAAGUACUAUACAAAUCCUAGGGGCUGAAAAGGCGCUAUUUAGGGCACUAAAAUCAAGAAGCAAAACCCCAAAAUAUGGGCUCUUGUAUCAAUCUGCAUUCAUUGGCAAGGCUACGAAUAAGCACAAGGGCAAAGCUGCUAGAUAUUUAGCAAACAAAUGUGCACUGGCCUCAAGACUAGACUGCUUCUGUGAUACCACAACUGAUGUUUAUGGCAAAAAGAUGAACGAACAAUUGACUAAACGUAUGGAAUAUCUUCUGGGCGGACCCCUACCCGAAGACAACAUGACUGUUAUGAAAGCGGCACAUGAAGAAUACAACUCUAUAAAGUCCGAGAGAAACAAGAGGGAGCGAGAAGAGGAAAAGGAAGAACAGGUGCCGAGUGAAGAGACUAAAGAACCCCUGGAGUCCGACAAGAAGAAGAAAAAGAAACAGAAAAAGAAGGAAAUCGCAAAUGAGACCGCCAAGGAGGAAGGAAAGGAAAACGACUCUGCCGGAGAUUUGGAACCUGGCGAUAAAAAGAAGAAAAAGAAAAAGAAAUCGCAAAAGGAAAAGAGUGCACAAGGUGAAAAUUAG